AUGAUGACGGUGUAUGCCUUAAAGUCUAUAUAUUAUUUUCUUUCUCAUUACAUUCGGAUAUCUAUCUAUCUAUCUAUCUAUCUAUCUAUCUAUCUAUCUAUCUAUGUCCUUAUCUCUCUAUAUCAGUAUGUCUUUUAUCUCUUUAUCUAUCUAUCUAUCUAUCUAUCUAUCUAUCUAUCUAUCUAUCUAUCUAUGUUCUUAUCUACUUAUAUGUCUAUCUCUCUAACUCACUAUAUUCUUAUCUAUCUAUAUCAGUAUGUCUUUUAUCUAUCUAUCUAUCUAUCUAUCUAUCUAUCUAUCUAUGUUCUUAUCUACCUAUCUAUCUCUCUAACACACUAUGUUCUUAUCUAUCUAUAUCAGUAUGUCUUCUAUCUAUCUAUCUAUCUAUCUAUCUAUCUAUCUAUCUAUCUAUUCAUCUAUCUAUCUACUCGACCCUCCCAUCGAAUUCGACCUAUGAAGUUAUCUAUCUAUCUAUCUAUCUAUCUAUCUAUCUAUCUAUCUAUCUAUCUAUCUAUCUCAGUCUCUUCAUUAUCUAUCUAUCUAUCUAUCUAUCUAUCUCAGUCUGGUCAUAUCUAUAUAUCUAAGCCUGUUUAUAUCUAUAUAUCUAUGUAUCUCUGUAUGUAUGUAUGCAUCUUUUUUAAACAUUUUUACAUCUAUCUAUCUAUCUAUCUAUCUAUCUCUCUUCAUUAUCUAUCUAUCUAUCUCAGUCUGUUCAUAUCUAUCUAUCUAUCUAUCUAUCUAUCUAUCUAUCUAUCUAUCUAUCUAUCUAUCUAUCUCAUUCUGUUCUAUCUCAUCUAUCUAUCUAUCUAUCUAUCUAUCUAUCUCAGCCUGUUCAUAUCUAUCUAUCUAUCUAUCUAUCUAUCUAUCUAUCUAUCUAUCUAUCUCAGCCUGUUCAUAUCUAUCUAUCUAUCUUUCUAUCUAAGCCUGUUUAUAUCUAUAUAUCUAUGUAUCUCUGUAUGUAUCUAUCUUUCUAAACCUGUUUACAUCUAUCUAUCUAUCUAUCUAUCUAUCUAUCUAUCUAUCUAUCUAUCUAAGCCUGUUCAUAUCUAUAUAUCUAUGUAUCUCUGUAUGUAUGUAUGUAUCAUUCUAAACAUUUUUACAUCUAUCUAUCUAUCUAACUAUCUAUCUAUGUCUUUUUAUAUCUAUCUAUCUAUCUAUCUAUCUAUCUAUCUAUCUAUCUAUCUAUCUAUCUAUCUAUCUCAGUCUUUUUAUAUCUAUCUAUCUAUCUAUCUAUCUAUCUAUCUAUCUAUCUAUCUAUACAGUUUCUUCAUAUCUAUCUAUCUAUCUAUCUAUCUAUCUAUCUAUCUAUCUAUCUUUAUUUAG
Acanthosepion pharaonis is the source of this 1323-nucleotide messenger RNA. Lineage: Eukaryota; Metazoa; Mollusca; Cephalopoda; Sepiida; Sepiidae. The record is from the annotation of a GenBank genome assembly.